Messenger RNA from Diachasma alloeum, 5271 nucleotides. RefSeq lists its product as uncharacterized. The record is from RefSeq and is a predicted model, not a curated record. The transcript is spliced from 4 exons. Lineage: Eukaryota; Metazoa; Arthropoda; Insecta; Hymenoptera; Braconidae. Bases 1 to 5271 code for a protein of 1756 amino acids. Gene Ontology annotation, biological process: proteolysis; DNA integration. Gene Ontology annotation, molecular function: nucleic acid binding; aspartic-type endopeptidase activity.
AUGACCGACGAGGAUGUCACCUCCGAUGAUUUGGACGACCACGAUAGGUUCCUGGAUUCCGAAUGGGCAGAAUUGCUCACCAUCAAGGGGAGCCUGAUCGAGUCCAUUCCACAUGAUCACCCGUAUCUCGCGAACGGGGUAUUCGAGCAGGCCGCCACCACCAGGAAGCAGUGCGUCAGGCUCAUCAGCAGGUUGAGGGGUCAACUAGCUAAGAAAGCUCAGCCACCCAUUACACCACCGAGUUUUCAACACCACGAUCAGCUGAAGAGACUGGACAUCAAGCCUUUUGAAGGCAAUCCUUCACAGUGGAAGGAGUUCAGUGACCUCUUCACUUCACUGAUGGGCAGCAAAUCUACAAUUCCCCCAGUGGAGAAAUUGUGGAAGGAGUUCAGUGACCUCUUCACUUCACUGAUGGGCAGCAAAUCUACAAUUCCCCCAGUGGAGAAAUUGGUGAGGCUGAAGAGCAGCCUCAGAGGACCAACAGCAGCUCUGAUCUCUACGAUACCCCUCAGCGAUCAGAAUUAUGAGAACGCAUGGAGAAAGCUCCAAAAGAAGUACGAUGAUCCCAGACUUUUGGCACAGUACUUAUUUAGUCGAGUCCUGGAGUUGCCAAAAAUCACCAAACCCACGGAACAGAAUCUCACCGACAACGUGGCAGCAGUGGUCGAGUCGCUGGACCAGCUCAGAACAGUGGCCGGCCUUUCAGAAGCGAACCUAACAGAACAGCUGUUCGCUCACCUCCUGAGGAAGUCCUUGGACGCAGAGAGCCUCAGACAAUGGGAAUUGAAAUUGGGAGACGCCAAGGAUUUCCCCAGCCUCAAAGAGUUCGUCGUAUUCGUGGAGUCCUGUGCCAGGGGUAUCAACGCAGGGUCCAAACUCCACUCCAGACAGCAGAUCACCGCUCCCAGCAAACCACCUAUUAAGAAGAAAGGAGCUUACGCAGCAACUCAACAAGUGGAGGACAGCGCUCAGCAGAACAGUCACCAAAGGAAAGAGUGUUCCAUGUGCAAAGGGAACCACUUUGUCGACAAGUGUCAGCAAUUCAAGGAGCUGGACCCAGUAAAAAGAAACGGCCUGGCCAUCGACAAGAAACUAUGCUUCAGGUGCCUGGGCACGCACAAAAAAGACAGGUGCAGCUCAGACGAACAAUGCCACAAGUGCAAAGGAUCUCACCACACUCUGAUCCACGGAGGCAGCAGGUACACAGGAUGGGCUCCUCCACGUCGUGACUCGGAAGCUGCAGGGUUCUCUGGAACUGCCAACAGACCUGCAGAAGAGAGGAUCGACGAGGACCAGACUAAGCCCAGUACAUCAACAGCAGCAGUUAACCUCAACAAUCAGAUGACCAAUGGGAACCAGCAGUCAAAUCAACCUUCAGAAGAUCAACAAUCGGUGCUGCUGGCGACAGCCCGAGUUACAGUGAAAUCACCACGAGGAUUCUCCAGCAGAGCCAGAGUCCUCAUCGAUCAGGGAUCAGAGGUGUCAUUCAUCUCAGAAAAACUAGUAAAUCAACUGCACUUGCCCAGGAAAUCAACAACGUUGGAAUUAAUCGGAAUUGGAGGAGUUAAUUCCGGCAGCACGAGAGGAUUGGUAUCAGUUACACUUCAGGCAAUCAACGGAAAUCAACAGGUUCAGAUCAGCGCCCACAUAUUGAAGAAACUCACCGCAAUUCUACCAUCGUUCUCAUGUGCCUCAGCGAACAUCGGUUCAUUAGAAAAUCUCCAGCUAGCAGAUCAGCAGUAUCUCAAGCCCGGACCAAUCGAUAUCAUCAUAGGGGCUGACAACUACGGGCGAAUCAUCAGAGAUGAAGUUGUCAAGUCCAAGCAGUCAAAAGUCGUCGGCCAACGCACAGUCUUUGGUUGGAUUCUAUCAGGUCCAAUCAACUGCACCGGUUGUUCAGCGAGGAUCUCCCUAUCAGCUGUAAGGACCUCCUCAAACGAACAACUUCUAGAACUUCUCCAGAAAUUUUGGGUCCAGGAAGAGUUACCAGUUCAGCAGUCAGAAAAUUCAGAGUUAUCACCAGACGAGCUGGAGUGUGAGAAACACUUCAGGUCUACACACAGCAGAGAUUCAACGGGACGGUACAUAGUGAGGCUCCCGUUGAAAACCUCCACAGCAGCUCUCGGGGAGUCGAAAUUCAAGGCUUCGCGUCAGCUCAGAUCUACAGUCAGCAAACUCACCAAUAAUCAGGCAUAUGCCCAGCUGUACAAGGAGUUCAUCAACGAGUACGAAACUUUGGGUCAUAUGCAAAGAGCACCAGAGACAGCAGAACCCGUUCCAGUUUAUUAUCUUCCACACCACGGGGUUCUGAGAGCAGAUGCAAUCACCACAAGGUUGAGAGUCGUCUUCAACGGCUCCAGCCCCACUUCAUCAGGAACGUCACUCAACGACAUUCUACAUCCAGGUGGAAAACUUCAGACCAACGCCAUGGACGUUCUAACAUGGAUGAGAAAGCACAGGCUCGUGUUUGGCACUGACAUAGUCAAGAUGUUCAGGCAAAUACGAGUUCAUCAGGACGAUUGGGACCUGCAGAGAAUUUUGUGGGUUGACGACAACAAACAGCAAAUCUCCUACCAGCUCACCACCGUCACCUACGGGCUCAAUUGCUCCCCAUGGCUGUCUCUGAGAGUUCUCCAGCAGUUAGCAGAGGACGAGGGUCCACGAUUUCCAGCAGCCGUCGAGACAAUCACCAGAGGUCGUUACGUAGACGACAUCUACGGCGGAGCAGACUCACCAGCAGAACUCAAGGAGAUAGUAUGGCAGUUACAAGGACUUUGCCAGGCAGGAGGCUUCCCUCUCCAGAAAUGGAGCAGUAAUUGCCCUCAGCUCUUGCAUGAGCUCGGCCUAUCAACAGAGGAAGAAGUCAUUCAGUUUGAAGAGUCCGUCACCAAGGUACUGGGUCUGUGUUGGCAUCAGUCGUCCGACACAUUCCAGUACAAAUCCAGAGACUUCAAAACAGAGACGAUCACCAAGAGAAUUGUCUCUUCAGAGAUAGCCCAGAUCUUCGAUCCUUUGGGAUUUAUCGCUCCAGUCGUCGUCCAGGGGAAAAUUCUCCUUCAGGAUCUCUGGAAACUCAAAUGCAGUUGGGAUGACCCCCUCCCCGAAGAGUACAUUCACCGGUGGGAGUCAUUUCGCCAGGAACUCACCGAACUAGAUAAAGUUGCAGUACCCAGAUGGCUCAGAAUCUCACCUCAGACAAACGACAUCCAAUUACACGGAUUCGCAGAUGCCUCAACAGUAGCUAUGAGUGCUGUGGUCUACAUUCGCACUCAGAAUCUCAACGAGCCAGCCUCCACAGUUUUGGUCUGCGCUAAGACCAAGGUAGCACCGAUCAAGCGCAUGACUAUUCCACGUCUGGAACUUACUGCAGCUCUCCUGUUAACUCAACUCGUAACAUCAACGCAGCAGAUGCUCCAGCUAGACCAGGUAGAAACUCACCUUUGGUCAGACUCAGCAGUAGCUCUCGCGUGGAUCAGGAGUCCGGCCUCGAGAUGGAAAGACUUCGUCCACAACAGAGUGGUAAAAAUCCAGGAAACUCUCCCGAAUGCCACUUGGAGACACGUCAGUGGGAAGGAGAAUCCAGCCGACUGCGCCUCCAGGGGCAUAACACCAAGUCAGCUAGCAGAUCAUCACCUCUGGUGGACAGGACCUGAUUGGAUAAAUCAGGACCCUGAAGACUGGCCACGAUCAACUAUCAAUGCUCCACCAAUGGACAUCCCAGAAGUGGCCAAAGAAGCGAAACCAGCAAAAUCUCACCCAGUCGGACAGAGAAUCAACGAGAUUGCCGAGCUCCUCAACAGAUACAGCACGAUGGCAAAGCUGUUAGCAGUAACAGCGACCAUCAACAGGGCCAUUGACAGAUUCAGGAGGCAGCCAAUGCCCCCGGGAUCUAUCUUGACGACCAGAGAACUCAACGAUGCGAGAUUAUUUUGGGUAAAAAUAACACAACACCAGUACUUUGUUUCAGAACUCAGGGUACUUCUCAGAAAUCAGCAGCUACCUAGAAAUCACCAGUUAGCGAAAUUCACUCCAACUCUGGACGAGGAGGGCAUCAUGAGACUUGGGGGACGCCUCAAGAACUCAGAACUCCAUCCAGAACAGAUCCACACAAUAAUCUUGCCACGUCGGUCCAGAUUCACCACACUCACACCGAGCUGGACAGGCUCAGCAACAGAUGGGUCAAUUGCCCGCAACCAGAGUCUCACCAGCAAGAGCAUUUCUCCACAGGGGGUGGACUAUGCAGGUCCUUUCGCCAUCCUCAAGUGGAGACCCACGAAUGCUCAACCGGGAUCAGUGCACAUCGCAGUGUUCGUGUGUUUCACCACGUCAGCAGUUCACCUAGAGGUCGUCAACAGGCAAACCACAGACGCCUUCCUCGGAGCUUACAAGAGAUUCACCGGAAGUCGAGGUAUUCCAGCAGUCAUGUACAGUGACAAUACCACCACCUUCGUCGGAGCAGCAGAUCAACUCGAAAGGCUCUAUCACCAAGCAUCUAAAGAAAAUCAACGUGUUCAGGCUGCUCUCGCCACCAAUGGCACUCAGUGGAGCUUCUCACCACCUAGAGCACCCCAUUUUGGUGGCAAAUGGGAAGCAGCAGUAAAAUCAAAGAAGCAUCACCUCAAGAGAGUCCUGGGAACGACAACGCUAACAUUUGAGGAACUCAACACAGUCUUAGUUCAGAUUGAAGCCUGCCUAAACUCCAGGCCAAUCUGUCCGAUGUCAGACGACCCAGAAGAUCUUCAGGUUCUCACCCCAGGACACUUCUUAAUCGGCGAGCCUCUACAGAUAGUACCAGGGUCAUCCUACGUCGACGAGAAUCCCCUCAAGAUGAGGAGAUGGAACCUCGUGACUCGGAUAGUUCAGCAGUUCUGGUCCAGGUGGUCCAAAGAGUGUCUCCAACGAUACCAGGCUAUCUACAAGUGGAAGACACGUCAGCAGAACAUCGAGGUUGGUAACAUGGUGCUGAUGGUCGACGAUAACCUUCCACCAGCCCAGUGGCCAAUCGCCAGAGUCAUCGCGACUAGACCAGGAGCAGAUGGGCUCACCAGAGUAGCCACAGUCAGAACGAGCAAAGCAGAAGUCGGCAGACAUCAAGAUGGGUCGCCUAAUCUCCAGAACAUCACAGCAGCCCACUCGGUGUUUGACAGACCAAUCACCAAGCUCUGUCUGCUUCCUACAGACCCACCUACACCAGAACAACCUCCAGAAGAAGAUCACCCAGAUGAUGAAGACGAUCAACAGCAAGGGGACAUCCAGGAACUGCAGGACUGA